CCGUCCCCUAAAAGGCCAAUGGCAAGCGGUCAAGGACCUUCGAUACCCUGGAGGUGCCACCUCGACUGAGAUCAGCCAGCUUGGUUUUCAAUGGACACAUCCAGAAUAUGCUGACAUUGCCUGGAACCCGUCGUCCACGUACCACGGAACGCUAGACGAUGCCUGGGGGACGGCAACCCUUUGCUACCCGCAUUUCUGCCACGUCACUUGGCUCGUCAACUCUACCGCACGUCCAAUGGCCCUGGGCAGCUCAUCACGACCGGACUAUUUUAGAGAGCUUGGUUUACCCGAUCCCUUCACGCAAGAGUCUCUUUUCACUGUGCUGUUGUGGAUUCCGUAAGGGCUUCCGGUCUCCGACUCAGCCGCCUGUUGGAUAUUCUCCUUGGCUGGAUGCGAGUAGCCAGCGGCAAAUGGUUCCACAUCUGUGCGUAUUUCUUCGGAAUCACCGCUGCGGAGGAAAGGGACGGACUCUGCCAGGCACGUGGCCAACAUUCACAAAGGCUGUAGUGUUGGAGGCCUGGGCCCCGCCCCGACUGGUCCCAGGUGUGUUCUGGCUUUCAUUGAGCCUGGGUUACGGGUGCCUACCUCUGGGCUGGAACCGAGGUCUUGAAAUGUCACCACUGAGGAGAACUCCGCCUAGGCUCACUGCUGCGUGGGGAGAGGUAAACGUUUCCUUGUCCUUCUUCAACGAUAUGUAGGUGUGGUUGUGCAACCA
Colletotrichum destructivum is the source of this 715-nucleotide messenger RNA. RefSeq lists its product as uncharacterized. The transcript has a single exon. NCBI's taxonomy places the organism in Eukaryota, Fungi, Ascomycota, Sordariomycetes, Glomerellales, Glomerellaceae. The coding region runs from base 159 to 698 and encodes 179 amino acids. The record is from RefSeq and is a predicted model, not a curated record.